Molecule: messenger RNA, 2902 nt
Organism: Camarhynchus parvulus
Lineage: Eukaryota; Metazoa; Chordata; Aves; Passeriformes; Thraupidae
Product: H(+)/Cl(-) exchange transporter 5
Exons: 13
Coding region: 206-2623 (805 amino acids)
Biological process (GO): transmembrane transport; chloride transport
Cellular component (GO): early endosome; Golgi apparatus; synaptic vesicle
Molecular function (GO): voltage-gated chloride channel activity
Source: RefSeq, a predicted model, not a curated record
CCAAGCCCUUCUGUGGCUCUGUGAGCCCCCUGUGUGAAGUGCCAGCAGCCCCCCUGUGCCAGGUGCGGGCUCAGCCUGGGGUGGGCCCUGUGUCCUGGCCGGGCUUCCUUGCCUGAAACCCUCUUUGUCAACCAGCAGCUUCAGGAGGUGCCAGAGUGACGGCAGGAUCAGCUGAUCCUUGGCAGAAGGUUUGGAAGCUCUGGCCAUGGAUCAGAAGGGCUUUCGUCGGGGGAGCUUCCAGAGUGCCACCAGUGAUGAGGAUAUGCUGGAAAUAGCUGGAGCAUCCAUGGAUUUCUCCAUGGCCGACGAUGACCCGCCACUCGACAGGGAGAUGGGAGGCUUCUCCUCAUAUAAUGGAGGAGGGAUGAACGGCACGAGCACCAUGAUGGAUUUCCUGGAGGAGCCUCUGCCUGGCGUGGGCACCUACGAGGAUUUUAACACCAUAGACUGGGUGCGAGAGAAGUCCAGGGAUCGAGACAGGCACAGGGAGAUCACCAACAGAAGCAAAGAGUCCACCUGGGCCCUGCUGCACAGCGUGAGCGACGCCUUCUCUGGCUGGCUGCUGAUGCUCCUUAUUGGUUUGUUGGCAGGUUCCUUAGCAGGUCUGAUUGACAUCUCUGCCCACUGGAUGACAGAUCUGAAGGAAGGAGUGUGUUUGGCAGGGUUCUGGUUCAACCAUGAGCACUGCUGCUGGAAAUCCAACACCACAUUCACCGACAGGGACAAGUGUCCUGAGUGGAAGAGCUGGUCCCAACUGAUCCUUGGCCAUGGAGAGGGGGCCUUUGCAUAUAUCCUCAACUACUUAAUGUAUGUUAUCUGGGCCUUGAUGUUCUCCCUCCUUGCUGUGCUCCUGGUGAAGGGCUUUGCUCCCUAUGCCUGUGGCUCAGGGAUCCCAGAGAUCAAAACUAUCUUAAGUGGUUUCAUCAUUAGAGGCUACCUGGGCAAGUGGACGCUGGUCAUCAAAACCAUCACCCUGGUGCUGGCCGUGUCCUCGGGGCUGAGCCUGGGCAAGGAGGGGCCCCUGGUCCACGUGGCCUGCUGCUGUGGGAACAUCCUGUGCCACCUCUUCACCAAGUACCGCAAGAACGAGGCCAAGCGCAGGGAGGUGCUGUCAGCAGCUGCUGCCGCCGGUGUGUCUGUGGCUUUUGGAGCUCCUAUUGGAGGAGUGCUCUUCAGCCUGGAGGAGGUGAGUUACUACUUCCCUCUGAAGACCCUCUGGCGUUCCUUCUUUGCCGCACUGGUGGCUGCCUUCACCCUGCGCUCCAUCAACCCCUUCGGCAACAGCCGCCUCGUGCUCUUCUACGUGGAGUUCCACAUGCCAUGGCAUCUGCUGGAGCUGGUGCCCUUCAUCCUGCUGGGAAUAUUUGGUGGGCUCUGGGGAGCUUUCUUCAUCCGCAGCAACAUUGCCUGGUGCAGGCGGCGCAAGACGACGCGUCUGGGCAAGUACCCCGUUCUGGAGGUGAUCGUGGUGACGGCCAUCACGGCCAUCCUGGCCUUCCCCAACGAGUACACCAGGAUGAGCACCAGCGAGCUGAUCUCGGAGCUCUUCAAUGACUGUGGGAUUUUGGACUCGUCCAAGCUCUGCGAGUACGUGAACGAUUUCAACAGCACCAAGGGGGACGAUCUGCCCGACCGCGCCGCUGGCCCCGGCGUGUACACGGCCAUGUGGCAGCUGGCACUGGCCCUCAUCAUGAAGGUCUUCAUCACAAUCUUCACCUUUGGCAUGAAGGUGCCCUCGGGGCUCUUCAUCCCCAGCAUGGCCGUGGGGGCCAUCGCGGGCCGGCUGCUGGGGGUGGCCGUGGAGCAGCUGGCCUUCUACCACCAUGACUGGGCCAUCUUCAGCGGCUGGUGCAGCCCGGGCGCCGACUGCAUCACCCCCGGCCUCUACGCCAUGGUGGGCGCCGCCGCCUGUCUGGGGGGGGUGACCCGGAUGACCGUGUCGCUGGUGGUCAUCAUGUUCGAGCUCACCGGGGGGCUGGAGUACAUCGUGCCCCUGAUGGCAGCAGCCAUGACCAGCAAGUGGGUGGCCGACGCCAUCGGCCGCGAGGGGAUCUACGACGCCCACAUCCGCCUGAACGGGUACCCCUUCCUGGAGGCCAAGGAGGAGUUCUCGCACAAGACACGGGCCAUGGACGUGAUGCGGCCGCGCAAGAGCGACCCUCCGCUGACGGUCAUCACGCAGGACACCAUGACCGUGGAGGACGUGGAGACCAUCGUCACCAGCACCACCUACAGCGGCUACCCCGUGGUGGUGUCCCGGGCAUCCCAGCGCCUGGUGGGGUUUGUCCUCAGGAGAGACCUCAUCAUUUCCAUCGAAAACGCCCGGAAGAAGCAGGAUGGGAUCGUGAGCACCUCAAUUAUUUGUUUCACGGACUACUGUCCCCCCCUGCCUCCGAGCUCCCCGUCUGUGCUGAAGCUCAGGAGCAUCCUGGACCUCAGUCCCUUCACGGUGACAGACGAGACGCCCAUGGAGAUCGUGGUGGACAUUUUCCGCAAGCUGGGAUUGCGCCAGUGCCUGGUCACUCACAACGGGAAGCUGCUGGGGAUCAUUACCAAAAAGGAUGUACUAAAGCACAUUGCACAAAUGGCCAACCAGGACCCCGAUUCCAUCCUCUUCAACUAGAGGCAGACUGUAGGGAUUGUGUGUCCCACAUACCUGGAACUUUCUAGCCCAUCCUGGGUAGACUUUCCUAUUUUUAUUGAGACCAUGGAACUGUUUCCAGCGUUUUCCUCCAUGGAGCUGAAGAAGAUAUUUUUUUUCUACCAGAUAACGAAUUGCACUACGGAAUCUGUGGAACAUGAUCUUCUUUUUAGAAGAAAAAAAAGAGACUUUAUUUACGUUGCUUUUGUGAAGUUGCGUUGGAAAGAUUCCAUGAAGGAGUAAAAGCAAAAUGUUAGAGAA